Messenger RNA from Neurospora crassa OR74A, 1771 nucleotides. RefSeq lists its product as hypothetical. NCBI's taxonomy places the organism in Eukaryota, Fungi, Ascomycota, Sordariomycetes, Sordariales, Sordariaceae. The transcript has 4 exons. Gene Ontology annotation, molecular function: acyltransferase activity, transferring groups other than amino-acyl groups. The record is from RefSeq and is a predicted model, not a curated record. The coding region runs from base 464 to 1552 and encodes 362 amino acids.
ACCAAACAUAGUUAUUCGAAGUUCCCUUUCUGGGGCCCAUCUUCACAAGGGCUGACAGUAGCUACUGUGUCUCUCGUGCUUAACCCUACGCCUGGUUACCUACAAUAACUUCAUACAACAAAUCAACACUCCCGUCACCAAAUAAUUCCCCAUUCGAAGUCCAUACUCUACCUUGACCUUACACUGCUUCAAUUUCCCUCCAUACGUGACCAAAACUCUCACCUCGACUGUCUCUUGAACCGCUGAACUUCGGUUCACACAACAAGCACAGAACAUAAACAACACCAGGACCGUUCGUCGGACAGGUCUCAUUGAUGUCGGCUGACCUCCGUACUGCCCUUAACUGUCUUCGACACCCAUCGAGAUUUAUGCCCGUCUCGAGAAGUCAACUCUCGAGAGUCCAUACGGGUGAUAGCAUACAAAAUAUAUUAUCAGCCGUGUAAGCAAAGCACAACUGCCCAUCAUGGAGACGGUCACUACAAGUAAUAGUUCGAUUGUUACUAGUGAUUCAACUACAAUCAGCAAUACUGCUGCUACCUCAAGCUCUGCGCCAGCAGUCACCGUCGUCGAGCUUAAGCGCUAUUCCCUAGUGCCUCCAAAGUGGCAAGAAUUCGUCCGUGCUGCCGGCAUGUCGGAGUGUAGGGAGGUCUCACUCUCCCUAGCCCAUGCCUUUGCUGCCGACGACUACGCCCAGUAUCUUGUCAACACAGAGGAUUCCGAGGACGAGAAGACUGCCGUCGGCUCAGGUGGAGGAGACAGCAGAGGUGUGAUGUCCAGCGGCACCAUCAUGACCCCAGAGGCCAAGUGGAAGCUGCAUGUAGAUAUCAUGACGUAUGCUGUCGCGAUGCAUUGCCUCAAUGGGCUGGUGACGACAAUUGGUCCAGAGUAUGAUAGCGUUGCGCUUUGGCUACCACCUGGUCACGAUCUUGAUAGCUGGUGGGUGCUGUUUCGCAGCGGAGCCUGGAGGCUCUACUAUCAGUUGUCUAUCGAGGGCAGGAAGCGUUACUUCGACGAGGUGGUCCCUCUCCUGCAUGACACCAAGGCGCAAGUCCUGGGCGAGAGGGAUCAUGAUGCCUGGUACUUGGUUUACUUGGGCACGAAGCCGAGCUCCCAGGGGAGAGGGUAUGCGGGGAAGUUGUUGAAGGAUGUGAUGCAGCGGGCCGACGCCGAAAACAGACCCAUGUAUCUCGAAUCCAGCUCACUCGCCAACAACUCCUACUACCAGAAGUUCGGCUUCGAGACCAAGAGGGACAUCUUCCUGAAGCGUGGACGGGACCCCGUCCGUUUGUCCAUUAUGGUCCGCGAGCCCAAUGCCUCUGGCAUGACUCCCAGUAGCACCCGCAAGGAUCCUGUUGCUGAAGGCUCUAACGUUGGCACGCUCUUCGCUGCUGCUGCUGCUCCUUUGACGACGACGACGACGACCACUAGCAAUACUCUUUUGGGAUCUACUAGGGCCAAGUUUCCUACUGUCGGCUCCCACCAUCAUCAUGGCCUUCUUGCACAUGGGCAUUACCAUGUUGGUCUUGGAGUUGGCGGUAAGAAGUUGAUGUAAGUUGGUGGUGAUAUACGUAGUAGUGUUUUUAUGGAGGAUGACGCAGACACGACUUAGAUUGGACACUCGUGUUUUUAUUCACGUUUGACCUCGGACCAUGAGUCUCACUAUUGGGUCUCUGACUUGUGUUUACCGGUUGCAAGGGUGGGAUAUGUUGAUAUCCGGUUUCAUUUUAUACUCGAGAUGUAAUAGCUGUCAAUUGCACGCCUUCAUGAUACA